CUGCCUUAUCAUUUGCCAAUAAAGAAACACCGCAUGUGGCUCUCAGUAGGAGAAGAUUCUCCCUCCGUCUCAAAAUUAAAAAAAUGGCGAGUACGAAUCUCUCUCACCCUCUCCUCUGCUUCUAUUCUCUGCACCAAAAUCAAAUCUGCUUUUGCCAUCCAAACGCGCCAAAACUCUCUUUGCUUAGAAAAAUCAACUCUCAUUGCACCACGCGUUUUCUAUCUAUAAGAUCCAAAUCUUCUCCCCAAACGAACCCAACUCCAAAGGAAAAGAAUCCAAUAUCAGAAUCGAAUCCUGGCAUUCGUACCGAAAAACCCAAGAAUUCAGAUGCCAUUUUCGGUUCUUGGCUCGUCACAGCUCUCUCUCGCUUUCUCCGUCGGAUAAGGAAUGAGUUGAAGGAUGAUAAGCUUGGAUUGGAGAUACUGUCGAUUGCCUUGCCGGCAUUACUGGCUCUUGCUGCUGAUCCGAUCGCAUCAUUGGUCGACUCAGCAUUUGUUGGCCAUUUGGGAUCGGUUGAAUUGGCGGCAGUUGGUGUCUCAAUUUCAGUGUUUAAUUUGGUUUCAAAAUUAUUUAAUGUUCCCUUGCUCAACAUUACUACAUCCUUUGUUGCCGAAGAGCAGGCUUUGGUUGCUGAUGGAAAGAAUACUUCUCUCGGAAUGGGCACAGGUGAUAACAGCUGGGGUUCAGCAUCCGUACUUCAAUCUGUGGGUGAUAAAGAGCGGAAGAAGCUCCUUCCUGCUGUAUCAACUUCUUUAGCUUUGGCCGCUGGUAUUGGAAUUGCAGAAGCCAUUGCACUAUUCAUUGGCUCAGGAUCCUUAAUGAAUAUCAUGGGUAUACCUGUUGACUCACCAAUGCGUGUACCAGCUGAGCAGUUUCUUUCACUACGGGCUUUUGGUGCUCCACCGAUUGUAAUAGCACUCGCUGCACAAGGCAGCUUUCGUGGAUUUAUGGAUACAAAGACACCCUUCUAUGCUGUAGGUGCUGGCAACUUACUGAAUGUGAUAUUGGAUCCGAUCUUGAUCUUUCUAUUUGGUCUGGGCGUCAGCGGUGCUGCCAUCUCUACAGUGCUUUCCGAAUACGUGAUUGCAUUUAUCCUUCUUUGGAAGUUGAAUGAGAAAGUAACGCUAAUUCCUACAAAUAUUGCUGGGGAAGGAGUCCUCCGUUAUCUAAAAUCUGGUAGUCUUUUAAUUGCCAGAACCAUUGCAGUGCUUUUAACUAUGACAUUGGGCACGUCCAUGGCUGCACAACAGGGUCCCAUUCCUAUGGCUGGUCACCAAAUUUGCUUGCAAGUAUGGUUGGCAAUAUCCCUACUCACUGAUGCUUUAGCACUUGCUGGUCAGGCUCUUCUUGCCAGUGUCUACACUAAAGGGAAUUAUAAAGAAGCCCGUCGUGUGAUUUACAGGGUUCUUCAGAUAGGGGCAGUAACUGGAGUUGCUCUGGCUGUCCUCUUGUUCCUUGGAUUUGGGGCCUUUUCUAGCUUAUUUAGCACGGAUCCUGCUGUUUUGGAGAUUGCCUGCUCUGGGCUUUUGUUUGUUGCAGGAUCUCAGCCAAUGAAUGCCCUUGCUUUCGUAUUUGAUGGGCUCUACUAUGGUGUUUCAGACUUUGCAUUUGCUGCAUAUUCAAUGGUGUUGGCGGGACUGAUUUCUUCGGUGUUUCUAGUUGUGGCUGCUCCUGUAUUCGGUCUUGCUGGUGUAUGGACAGGGUUGUUUCUUUUCAUGACCUUGCGGGUAGUUGCUGGAUUUUGGAGGUUGGGUGCCAAAGAUGGACCGUGGAAAGUGGUGUGGUCGGAGGUAGAGACAGGGAUGGCUGAGAAAUGAUGGAGAUAUUCACAAGCAGUGCUACGCAUAUGUGCGGUUGUGGAUUAUGCAUGUGCUUGCACUUUGCACUGAUAGGUCUGUUUCAAGGAAGGUCCCACCAUAUCUGGGUCAUGGAAAGGCAGGCCCACAUGAACAGAAUGCUGGCCCAGACUGUAUUAUAUGAAAUGAGAACUACACAACCUAGACAUGCAUGAAUAUAUGAAUGCCUCCUGGUAUCUAUGGAUUGCAAUGUGUUAGGUGGAAGUUACCGGUAACUUGAGAGAGACCCCAAAUUGCGACUCAUGAACACAAGAUUGCUAGUUGGAUGCUGACAUAAAUGCUAUGGAUGCCCAUUUCGCUUUUUCCGUCCAAAGUUCUAGAUUGAAACUUGGGAGGAUCUAUUUUCAUGCCCUCUAUAUAGUACAUACAUUCAGAUCAGCACUGGAUACUGAAUUCUGAUGAUAAUCAGCUCGAGAUGCCUUAAGUACGAUGUGGGGUGGGCCAUUGGAGGACUGUGGAUGAUGUGGGUUUCCACUAUGCUAUGAUAUGCAUUGAGAGAAGAUGCACAGAAGGCCAGAUGGUUGUCGAAAAACAUCGCUAGUGUAUAUAUUAUGUGCUGUAUAUUUCCAAGAAAUUUAGUAAACUCGUUCAGCUCCCAUUUCUCUUCUUUUGUUGUAUAUCUUUCUCCUCAAGUCUUGUUGUGAUUCCCAGCGUCUGAUGAAUACUGAAAAUGAAUAUGGUCAGGAUGUUACUUCCUGUAUUUCAUAAUCAUGUGCAUGUUGGAAUUGAAGCAUGUUGGUCGGAUUGUAUCUAGAUUGAGUGAUGGCUUUUGUAAUUGAAGAAACGUACUACUACUGUUUGUUGUAAAGUACAAGUGUUUUUUAGUUCAGUUGA
Molecule: messenger RNA, 2690 nt
Organism: Magnolia sinica
Lineage: Eukaryota; Viridiplantae; Streptophyta; Magnoliopsida; Magnoliales; Magnoliaceae
Product: protein DETOXIFICATION 44, chloroplastic
Exons: 14
Coding region: 84-1817 (577 amino acids)
Biological process (GO): transmembrane transport
Cellular component (GO): membrane
Molecular function (GO): antiporter activity; xenobiotic transmembrane transporter activity
Source: RefSeq, a predicted model, not a curated record